Salvia splendens (bonfire salvia) is the source of this 1029-nucleotide messenger RNA. RefSeq names its product heavy metal-associated isoprenylated plant protein 3. The transcript is spliced from 5 exons. Gene Ontology annotation, molecular function: metal ion binding. The coding region runs from base 112 to 1023 and encodes 303 amino acids. NCBI's taxonomy places the organism in Eukaryota, Viridiplantae, Streptophyta, Magnoliopsida, Lamiales, Lamiaceae. The record is from RefSeq and is a predicted model, not a curated record.
CACACACUAGUCUUAAAAUCGGUUACUAAAUUCACAGAUUCUUACUUGGAUCACCAUUUUUCUUUAUUUUAAAAGGCAAAGUGAGACUAAAAACAAAUUGAAUCGUUUACAAUGAGUGAGAAGAACAAAAAGAGCAAUGGCGAGCAGCAUAAGGAGGAGGAUGGAAGCGAGAGCAAGAAGAAAGAGAGCGGAGGAAACGCCACCGUCGUGCUCAAGACCGACCUGCAUUGCCAAGGCUGCACUUCCAAGAUUUUGAAGUGUAUUCGCACUUUCGAAGGUGUGGAGACGGCUGAUAUCGCCAACGGACAGAUCACCGUCGUAGGGAAGAUGGAACCAGCUAAGCUCCGGGAAAGGGUGGAGAAGAAGACUCUCAAGAAGGUUGAAGUGGUUACUCCCAAGGCCAAAAAAGGGGACGACAAAGACAAAGACAAAGACAAGGCCAGGAAUGGCGAGAAGAAGAAGGAAGACAAUGCCGAGAAGAAGAAGGAACCACCACAAGAUAAAAACAACGCCAAUAAAUCCGAUGAGAAAAAGUCCAAGGACAAAGAGCCUUCUGUAACAACGACGCAGUUGACGGUGCACUUACAUUGCGAGGGCUGCAUCCAGAAAAUCCAAAAAAUCAUAAUGAAGACCAAAGGUUACAAAGACAUGAAGAUCGACAAGCAGAAGGAGAUUGUGACAGUCACCGGAGUAGUAGACAUGAAGGCGUUAGCCGAGGCGCUGAAGAAGAAUUUGAAGAGGGAUGUGCAAGUCGUGCCGGCCAAGAAGGAGAAUCCUGGGGGCGAGAAAGGGAAAGGUGGCGGCGACAAGGGAAAGAGUGGAGGUGGAGAUGGCGGAGGGAAGGCAGGCGGCGGGGAUAAUAACAAAAUGCAAGUCCAAGUCUUGAACCAAUAUCCGUACCCGUAUCCAUACCCGAUAGUAUACGAGUCGGGUCAGUUCAACUACAACACUUAUGCAUACGGACCCAGCCAUGCCCCGCAGCUUUUUAGCGAUGAGAAUCCUAAUGCAUGUAGUCUUAUGUGAAUUAAU